Molecule: messenger RNA, 309 nt
Organism: Acanthoscelides obtectus
Lineage: Eukaryota; Metazoa; Arthropoda; Insecta; Coleoptera; Chrysomelidae
Source: the annotation of a GenBank genome assembly
UGUGGUAGACGGACUGACUACCAGAGAUGCUGGAAUUGAUACUCGGCGAGAGGCUCACUGCUGACAAUUUUGUCAGGCAUAUAAGCAAGUGCAAAUGGGGGCCUUCGCAAUCCCCGGACCUAAACCCUAUAGAACAUCUCUGGAAGCACGUUAAAAGGCAACUGACAUGAAAAAAUCGGAACGCAAAAUAACCCAACAGACGUCUAUGAAAAAUUGGUGUCUUCUAUGAGCAGAAGAUAUCAGGCAGUGUUGAAUACUAAAGGCUAUGCUACCAAAUGUUAGCUAUACAGUAUUUUUUUAAUCUUUUUG